Messenger RNA from Diaporthe batatas, 816 nucleotides. RefSeq lists its product as uncharacterized. Bases 1 to 816 code for a protein of 271 amino acids. The record is from RefSeq and is a predicted model, not a curated record. Lineage: Eukaryota; Fungi; Ascomycota; Sordariomycetes; Diaporthales; Diaporthaceae. The transcript is spliced from 2 exons.
AUGAAAGAGAUCAAAGAUGCGGUCGGGCGCGAGAGGGGCUCGGACCCCAAGAUUGAUUUUGACACGUUCGGGGACCUGGCACGUAGUUCAAUAUCUGAGGCGGACGCGAUGGUGCUGCUGGAACGGUAUCUGCAGCCAGACCUGCAGGCUCUCCAGCAUGACCAUGUCGUUCUGCGGAACCAGUUAUUCAACAGGCUCGACGCAUUGCCAGAUGCCCUCUCCAAGAGCAACAAACCAGACCUGGCCUAUGGAGCGGAAGCUACCAAUCUCGACCCCGCCGUCCGCGACCGGCUGGGCGGGUCUAUUCUGCCCACGGGUCUCGAGAAUACCGUGUGCCCAAACUUCACGGUCGCUGCCAGGGGCUCGAGAGGGGACGACUUUGUGAUGAAUAUGCAGGCGGUCCACGACGGCGCCGUCGCAGCAAGAGGGAUGCAAGCGCUGUGGUGCUUUGGCGAGGACGCCAAGCCCGUUGAAGCUGACUCGAGUAGUGUUGCUCGGAUGGGUGUUGGCCGCAGUCUUACAUGCACCUGGAAGAUGGGCACCUUGAAAAUGUACGUCACCUACCGCCGGGACUAUGCCUGUGACGAGUCCCAGGACAGACCACCCAAAGCAUCGAACUCGCCUCCGAAUUUCCCUACAUACAUUACGUGUUUGGUCGGAAUUUGGAACAUGAUGGAGAGAGAGGAAGACCUAGAAUCGGGAGUCGCGGCGUACCGCAAUGCAAUGGAAUGGGCAAAAGGUCAACGGGACGAGGCUAUCGCUCGCGCCAACAGAAGGGAAGUAUGUGGCCUGAAUAAGUGGCAAGAAGACACUUAG